Ogataea angusta is the source of this 1215-nucleotide messenger RNA. RefSeq lists its product as uncharacterized. The transcript has a single exon. The record is from RefSeq and is a predicted model, not a curated record. The coding region runs from base 1 to 1215 and encodes 404 amino acids. Gene Ontology annotation, molecular function: protein binding. Lineage: Eukaryota; Fungi; Ascomycota; Pichiomycetes; Pichiales; Pichiaceae.
AUGGAUAGCGAAGAGCCAGAGUACGUCAACCUCCAGGAGGUUGAAGAGGUUGUUGAGGACACCGGCGCAGAACAGUACCACAGUGAGGACGAGAUGGACGAAGACGAUGAGCCAUUAGAGGUCGACUUGAGCAAUAAUUCUCAGGGAUACUUUGAUAGCCACCAAGAUUCCAUCUUUGUGGUGGCACCGCAUCCUUCUGUGCCGCUGAUCAUGACAGGAGGGGGCGACAACGUUGCAUACUUGUGGACCUCGCACACCAGUCCGACGAAACAAGUCGCCAAACUCGAAGGAUACACAGAAUCUGUGGUUGCUGGAGGAUUCACUGCUGACGGCUCGUACCUUGUUACUGGAGACAUGACUGGCAAAGUGCUGGUCCAUAAGGCGUCCAAGAAGUUCCAGGUCUGGAAUUUGUACGGCACGUUGGAGGACGUCGAAGAGAUCACGUGGAUAAGAGUGCAUCCGAAACAGAACGUUUUCGCAUUUGGAGCAAGCGACGGCUCUGUGUGGGUCUACCAAAUCGAGCCUACUUUGGAGGUGAUAUUCACAGGUUUUUCGCACUCAAUGGAGUGCACCAAUGGCAUGUUCAUCAACGUCGACAACCUGGACGAGCUGAAUCUGGUGACCAUCUCGGAGGACGGCUCUAUCAUCGGAUGGAACUGUUUCACCCAGACACAGAUCUACAAAAUCGAUGGCGACUCGGGACUCAAGGGAGUGGUAACUCCGUGGGUUUCGAUGGAGGCCGAUCCGAACGGAAAGGCACUGGUUGUUGGCUCCAGAGACUCGGAAGUGGUGGUAAUCAACAGCGAAACCGGUGCGAUCCAGAACUCGUUCAAGGUUCUGGAGCUGCAGGAGGGCCAGGACGUUUUUGAGGUUUCGAUCGAGAGCAUCAGCUGGUGCAGAGACCCCAACCUGUCGCUCGCUGCUCUGGGCCUUGUUUCUGGAGACGUUUUCAUAUUUGACACCAAGACGUGGAAGGUGAGACGGACUCUCAAAUGCUCAGACGCGGUGACUAAACUGCAAUUUCUCGACAACUCGCCGCUGCUCCUGGGAGCGUCUAUGGAUGGAAAGGUGUACAAAUGGGACUCGAGAACAGGCGAGCAGUUAUACACCUACGUGGGCCACCACAUGGGCGUUCUGGACUUCGCGCUUGAUAACUCUAAGAUCAGACUGGUUACGGCAGGAGACGAGGGUGUCUCCUUGGUGUUCGCCCUAUAA